Solanum verrucosum is the source of this 1330-nucleotide messenger RNA. RefSeq names its product UDP-glucuronic acid decarboxylase 4-like. The coding region runs from base 12 to 1310 and encodes 432 amino acids. Gene Ontology annotation, cellular component: cytoplasm. The record is from RefSeq and is a predicted model, not a curated record. Gene Ontology annotation, molecular function: UDP-glucuronate decarboxylase activity; NAD+ binding. The transcript is spliced from 8 exons. Gene Ontology annotation, biological process: D-xylose metabolic process. NCBI's taxonomy places the organism in Eukaryota, Viridiplantae, Streptophyta, Magnoliopsida, Solanales, Solanaceae.
AAAUUUUCAUCAUGAGAUCUGAUGAUAAUCAUGAGGUGAUUCAUAAAAAUUAUAUUAAAAAACACAGCAUGAUGAAGAGAUUUUCAUUUAGAAAUUCAAUUCUAUAUGUGCUUGAAAAACAAAGAUUUAUGUGUCUUUUGAUUGGAAUUGCUACGUCAAUUGUCAUUUGCUCUGUAGUUUCUAUUUCUUCUCCAAUAUUAAAAUCCGAUUUCGAAACGAUUAAUAUUCAAGAUACAUUUAUAUUGAGUAAUCCGAUCCCUCGAAGAAUUGCGUAUGAGUUGGUUGAUGAAACCGACCACGCUAAUGCAGGUGGAAAGGUUCCUUUGGGAUUGAAGGGAAAGACUAAGAGAAUAUUAGUAACAGGAGGAGCAGGAUUUGUUGGGAGCCAUUUGGUGGAUAGAUUAAUAGCAAGAGGAGAUAGUGUUAUUGUUGUUGAUAAUUUUUUUACAGGUAAAAAAGAGAAUUUGUUGCACCAUUUCAAGAACCCAAGAUUUGAACUUAUUCGACACGACGUCGUUGAGCCGAUUUUGUUAGAAGUUGAUCAAAUUUAUCAUCUAGCUUGCCCUGCUUCUCCUGUUCAUUACAAGUUUAAUCCAGUCAAGACUAUCAAAACAAAUGUGAUGGGAACAAUGAAUAUGUUGGGAUUAGCAAAAAGAGUGGGAGCUAGAUUUCUUAUUACUAGCACAAGUGAAGUUUAUGGUGAUCCAUUGCAACAUCCUCAAGCUGAGACUUAUUGGGGCAAUGUUAAUCCCAUUGGUGUCCGCAGUUGUUAUGAUGAAGGAAAACGUACAGCUGAAACUUUGACCAUGGAUUACCAUAGAGGACUCAACAUUGAGGUUAGAAUUGCUAGGAUUUUCAACACAUAUGGACCACGUAUGUGCAUAGAUGAUGGUCGUGUUGUUAGCAAUUUUGUUGCACAGGCUUUAAGAAAGGAGCCAAUGACAGUUUAUGGAGAUGGAAAACAAACCAGGAGCUUUCAAUUUGUCUCUGAUUUGGUUGAAGGUUUGAUGAGGUUGAUGGAAGGAAAUCAUGUAGGUCCUUUUAAUCUUGGGAAUCCUGGUGAAUUCACCAUGCUUGAACUAGCUAAGGUGGUGCAAGAAACAAUAGAUCCAAAUGCAAAAAUAGAAUUUAGGCCCAACACAGAAGAUGAUCCACACAAGAGAAAGCCAGAUAUUACAAAAGCAAAACAGCUUCUAGGAUGGGAGCCAGCAGUUUCUCUCCGGCAAGGACUUCCGAUGAUGGUUGAUGACUUCCGGCAACGGAUUUUCGGUGACGGCAAACAAGAUUCCGGCAACUUAUUAACCAUAUAAUAAUUAUAUAUAGAAAUUAA